CCUCGUUAGAGAUUUGACAAGUCAUACAAUAUUCCACAAGGUACAAGUAGGGUACCUUCACUCUCUUUCAUCCAAUAGCCGGGUCCAGGUACCCGUGCCAGCUAUAGUUCUCCUCGUACCUACUCUGCCUAACCGCUUCCCCCUCUUUGCCCCUCAACAAUCCAUCUCUCUGUCAGCCUGUCACCCCCCAAAAAUCUCCUUUACCGAAUAGCUGCAUUUGGCUAUUGCUUAGGGAAAGUUCAGCCUCGUCUUUGGCUUCCUGCAGGGGCAUCUAGGCGGCCGUCAGCUUUGCCAAUCCAGGUACUCCGUACUUGCUUCCUCACUGCAGCCCAACCGGCCAACACAGCUUGUAGCAUUGCGGCGUUGCAGCUUACCACAGUUCCAGAUCCAGAUUCGAGAGCACUACUGCUGUCAUUGCCUGUCAUUGCCACUGCCACACCACUACCGCAAACCCGAGAUCUCCAUCCCUCCCUCCACUCCCAUACUAAUACUACUCCCGCUAAGCUCCUCCUGUAUCUCUUCCCCAGACGCUCCUGUCUGCUGCCCGCCUGCCUGCUGCAUCGUCACACCGAGUCGGCGUCCGCGAACGCAAUCAAGGGGAUUCGCAGAUUGCGCCCUACCCCAACCCUUCUCUGUUCUCUUUAAAAGGCUGUCCCGCGCCUGCAUCUCGUCCUCCUCUUCGCUGCUCAUCUCCCGUUGACACACUGAUCACAGCUUGCGAAUACAAGGUGUGUCGGCUGAUCGCUUUUCUUUCUCUUUCAUCUCCCUCGACCUGCCUGGUGAUUGGAACGGUAUCAGAUGUUACACGCUGAAGAAAAUCCCCGUUCGUGCCUUUCACUGCCAACUGUCACCCGCUCCGUUCUCGGAUUCACUGCGCAUAUCCGUCCAGUUUGUGCUGAUACUAAGUAUUGAAGUGAUAGGACCCAGCUAUCAAUACCGUCAAACUACCUCCGAGAUCUGCAACCCGAGCCUUGCUGGCGGUGUGGGAUACAGCGUUGGCCCGGCCUACAAGGUCUUUGCAACUCCCGGAUCGUCGGAAUUCCUUCUGUCCUACACAACAUUACUUUGAUCGCUGUCAUGGAUACCCCGAGUACCAAUCAAAGCGAGCAGGUGACGGAGAGAGAAGAAGGCACACCCAUCUCCGGCGAAGCCACUUCAGCCACGCAAGUCGAAAAGGUCAAACCACCGUCCAAAUCGAAUAAAUCGGAAUCAAAGACUCAAAAGAUGGACGAGUCGACCAAGAAGUGUGGCAAGAGCAAGUCGAAGUCGAAGAAAGCCAAAGAGGUUGUAGAGAGCGAAGACGAAGAUUCUGAUUCCGCGAGUGAGUCCGAGGCAGGUAGCGAGACCUCGGACAGCGAUUCAGAGGAAGAAGAGACUGAGAAGGAAAAGAAGAAGCGAAAGGCAAAAUCGAAGAAGGCCAAGCAAAAACUGAAGAAUAAGAAGAAGGCGAAAUCAAAGAAGUCUAAGAAAGAGGUACUGAAUGAUGGAAAUAUAUUUGAAGUCCCUCGCUAAUAUAUAUAGGUAUCCUCAGAUUCCUCCGACUCUGACUCUGAUGAUGACUCUGAAUCUUCUUCACAUGCUACUUCCGACCCCGAGGAUGAAGAUGAAGUUGCAGAUCCCGCUCAGGCGGCUCAACUAGAGCAGUUACUACAACUUCAACAACAAAUGCAGACGCCACAGCAGCCAUCCAUUCAGCAAUUAGGUCUAUGGCAGAAGGCUUUGCAGAGUUACGCACCACCUCCGCGAGUUGGUUCGGGCGGCAGACGUGCACUUGGAGGGGGACGCCAACAAGCCAGAAAUGCUGCAAUGCUCGCUGCACUUGACGCUAACCAACUCAGAAAGGCUAAAAAAGAUAAGAAGGUCAAGAAGAAGCGUGCGAGUAAAUUAGAAUACAAGAGAGUUGAUCAGCUUUGGGACAGUACCAUCCACAAUUACAAACUCACUGAUACGGCGGAAGAUGAGGAGAGUUCUGAGUAUGACCAAUACCUCUUCAACGUUCGACGUACCUUUGAUUGGGAGGGUAAAUACAAGGUAAGAAGGCACUUUCCCCGACUACAUGACUAUGACUGACUUUUGAAGGCUACUGUGGUUGAUAUUAAGAGCAAAUUGCUGAAGGAAGCAUUGAACGAAGUUAUGGAUGGUGUCAAAGGUGUCAGCUUGGUCGAGGAAACUCCCACAGUCGAUCCAAAUUUGUUAUUCCUUUACCUUGAAGAUUUGCGACAAUCAUACAAGGAUUUAAAAAACAAAAAGGUUACUGUUAAGAAGGGUAAGAAGAAGCAAAUCAAGCGUAAUGAGACCAAGCGUGCCCACCUCAAGGUACUUUUGAAAUAUCUCGACAAGGAUUAUGCGUCAACCAAGAAGACUCUUUAUCCGAUGUUGGAGUCCGGCUUGAUCACUUUCGACUUGCUCUGGGCUCUUUACAAACCCAAUACUCUCGCCUAUACUACUACAUACGGCUCUGUUGAUGAACCACGUGCUUUUAGAAUUGAGCUAGCGGAGAAGGAGUAUAGCUUUAUGAAGGGAGAGUGGUACAGCAUCGAAGGAAAAUAUCUGGAAUAUGAUGGCAAGACAUGGGGAAUGGGUGAGUUGCUAUUGUAACAUUAUCAAGCGGUGAAUGCUAAUUCUCUGAUUAGGGACCAUGGACGUCGACGUUCCGCAAUUCAAGGGCGCGCGAAAGAUCACCAGUCUCGGUUGCUACCCUCUAAAAUACCACAAGAGCGAGGCGAAACUUCGCGCCGAUUUGAUCGAACGAGGCAAGAAAUUUGUCAGCUUGCAGGGCGUCAAUUAUAGGAGUCAUGAGGGAUUGGCUUACUAUAAGAAGCGAAAGCAGAUUGUCAAGGUUAAUAUCAAUGGCAGAAUCAUGGUUGACCCUGCGAUUCAUCGUCGGAUAUUACCAAAUUAUAGUGUCAGCACCGUGAAGCCAAAGGACCCUGAUAUCCUCGAUUCGGACUCCGAAGAUGAUUCUGAUGGUUGUGGUUGUGGCGACGAGUCAUCUGAUGAUGGACAUGGAGCUCGAUUUGAACAACGAGAGAAGGUUGAAGAUGAUGACGAGCCGAGAGUGAAGAAGAAGGUUGUUAUUGACGAUAAGGAUCAACCUCAUAUCAUUGAAGUUGUUGUGGAUGCUGAUGGCCAGGAAAUUACGGUUGAAAAGCUAGAGCCAGUUCCGAGCAAAGACUCCAAAGAUACUGCUGCCGUUGCAGUCGAAGAGGACAAAAAGGUGCUUCCAGUUUUUACAGAUGACGAGUAUCUUAUUGCUUCUCCGGUUGUACUUGGUUUUGCAUUUGCGGAAAAGAUGUGGCUUGAGUUUACAGUAUCUGGUGUCAAGGAUAUUGUUUGGAACGAAGGUGCUUAUGAUUCUUUGGUCCUCGAAAACAACACCAAGGAUAUCGUCAAGGCACUUGUCGAAUCACACAAAUAUCAUCCAGCUGAGAGUAUCGAUGAUGUUAUCCAAGGUAAAGGUAAAGGUCUUGUUGCGGUUCUUCACGGUCCUCCAGGUACUGGAAAGACUCUCACGGCGGAAGGAAUAUCAGAAUUACUCAAGUGCCCGCUUUACAUGGUUUCUGCCGGAGAGUUGGGAACCGAUCCUCGAACUCUUGAGGCAGAAUUGCAAAAGAUUCUCGAUAUUGCUCACGCAUGGGGCGCAGUUCUUCUUCUCGACGAGGCUGAUGUUUUCCUUGAGAAGCGUACGAUACAGGAUAUUCAUCGCAACGCUCUUGUCUCCAUCUUCCUCCGACUUCUCGAGUACUUCCAAGGCAUCUUAUUCUUGACUACCAACCGAGUGGAAACGUUUGAUGAUGCAUUCCAGAGCCGUAUUCACAUCGCUUUACGAUAUGGCGAACUCAACCCCAAGGCCAAGAAGAGUGUUUUCAAGAUGUUCAUCGAGCGAGUCCGUGUUUUGGAGGGUAUCGCAACGAUGCCUUUCACCGAGGAAGAUUACACCAACCUCAGUCGACAUAAUCUGAAUGGUCGACAGGUAAGCCUCCCUUCCUCCUCUCAUAUAAAAUAUUCCAGCACGCUAACAAGAGAAUAGAUCAAGAAUACCAUCCGAACCGCGCAAGCUCUGGCGGUUAAUAAGGGCGAACCUUUGAGUAUGGAACAUAUUAAACGUGUUCUUGAUGUGUCGAAUGCUUUUGAUCGUGAUUUGAAGGGUGGAACGGGGUUUGAGGAUGCGAUGCGGGGGUAUUUUUAG
Molecule: messenger RNA, 4189 nt
Organism: Hymenoscyphus albidus
Lineage: Eukaryota; Fungi; Ascomycota; Leotiomycetes; Helotiales; Helotiaceae
Source: the annotation of a GenBank genome assembly